AUGUCCUCGGUCAGCGAAGCUGUUGGAAUUGAAAAACCUAAAGUGAGCCCUCAGGCUUCAAAGGAUAAGAAGCAGAGCAAAAAAGCUCUUAAAGAUGGGGCUUCUAAUGAAUUUCCUUUAGAGUUAUCCCCUCCACCUGAAUAUUUGCAACAUCGUAUUAAAUUAUUUGAAGAAUGGAAAACGACAUAUGACGAAGAAAUCAAGAGUAAGGCAACAUUUGCAUCAAAAGCUUCUGAUUUAUACCGCGGAUCAAUUAAGCCACGUGCUCCAAUUACUGUGACUUUCCCGGACGGAAAUAAAAAAGAAGCCACUGCUUGGGAGACUAGUCCUAUGGACCUUGCUAAAGCGAUAUCUAAAUCAUUAUCUGAACGUAUUGUGAUCGCCAAGGUUAAUGGUGAAUUAUUUGAUUUGGUCCGACCACUUGAAACAGAUUGUACUUUGGAAUUUCUAGAUUUUGAACAUGAAGAAGGGAAAAAGGUAUUUUGGCAUUCGAGCGCGCAUGUUCUUGGCGAAGCUUGUGAACGUCAUUAUGGAUGUCAUCUUUGCAUCGGACCACCUUUAGAUGACGGCUUUUACUAUGAAAUGGCUAUUAAAGAACGUGUUGUGACCCAAAAUGAUUAUGAAACUCUUAAAACGAUCGCAAAGAGUGCUAUUAAGGAGAAACAACCCUUUGAACGAUUGGUUGUUUCAAAAGAAAAUUUAUUGGAAAUGUUUAAGCAUAACCAAUAUAAAGUUCAUCUAAUUAAUUCAAAAAUUCCGGAUGGAACUUCCACCACUGUUUAUCGUUGUGGUCCUUUGAUAGAUUUGUGUAUGGGACCUCAUGUCCCACACACUGGCAAGAUUAAAGCAUUUGAAAUCACAAAGAAUUCAGCGUCUUAUUUCCUCGGUGAUUCAAAAAAUGAUUCACUUCAACGUAUCUAUGGCAUAUCUUUUCCGGACACAAAACAAAUGACUGAAUAUAUGAAAUUUGUUGAGGAAGCUGCAAGACGUCAUCAUAAAAAAAUCGGACAGGAACAAGAAUUAUUCUUUUUUGAUGAACUCAGCCCUGGAAGUUGUUUCUUUCUUCCGAAUGGUACUAGAAUUUACAAUACGCUCGUUGAUUUUAUCAAGUCGGAAUAUCGAAAAAGGGGUUAUCAAGAGGUGAUUACACCAAAUAUGUACAAUACAAAAUUAUGGGAACGAUCAGGACAUUUGCAAAAUUACGAGGAAAAUAUGUUUUGCUUUGAAGUUGAAAAAGAAAAAUUUGCGUUGAAACCAAUGAACUGUCCAGGUCAUUGUCUAAUGUUCAAGCAUAGAGACAGAUCAUAUCGUGAAUUACCUCUCCGUCUAGCUGAUUUUGGUGUUUUACAUCGAAAUGAAUUAAGUGGUGCUUUGACGGGACUAACACGUGUAAGGCGAUUUCAACAAGAUGAUGCACAUAUUUUUUGUCGACCUGAUCAGAUAGAAGAUGAAAUUAAUGCUUCACUGGAAUUCUUAAAACAUGUUUAUGGUGUUUUCGGGUUCACUUUCCAACUUAAAUUGUCUACUAGACCUGAAAAGCACUUGGGUACUAUCGAAGUUUGGAAUCAGGCUGAAAAAAGGUUAGAAGAGGCACUUAAUAAAUUUGGCGAACCAUGGGAACUUAACCCUGGUGAUGGUGCCUUUUAUGGUCCAAAGAUUGAUAUUACAGUAUCGGAUGCUAUUAAAAGGAAACAUCAAUGUGCGACAUUACAGCUUGACUUUCAACUUCCUGAACGUUUUGAACUUGAAUAUCAUACCCAAAUAGCUGGCGACUCUGAAGGAUCAUAUGCCCGUCCAGUUAUGAUCCAUCGUGCUAUAUUGGGUUCAGUAGAACGUAUGAUUGCCAUUUUGGCUGAACAUUUUGGUGGAAAAUGGCCUUUCUGGUUAUCUCCCCGCCAAGUGAUGAUCAUUCCAGUAGCAAAUACCUUCAGUGAUUAUGUCAAAAUGGUUUAUAAUGCUUGUUUCGACGCUGGCCUAUAUGUUGAGAGCGAUUUGGGUGAAAAUACUUUGAAUAAAAAGAUUCGAAAUGCUGAAAUUUCUCAAUUUAAUUUUAUUUUUGUUGUUGGUGCUGAAGAAGAAUCCACCAAAUCGGUUAAUAUUCGUAAUAGAGAUGAUGUAGGUACCAAGGCAAAAGGACAAACUAUUCCUCUAGAGGAAGCUGUUGGAAAACUUGUGAAGCUGAAAAAUGAAAAACCAAAGGCAGGAUUCUAUUUUAAUCCGGUUCCAAAUUCGAAAGAUAAUGUUGUAUGUUUUCUAUGUCAUAAAUCGAUGGAAGGUUGGGAUCCUCAAGACGAUCCGUUCGAAGAACAUGUCAAUCAUUCUCCAGAAUGUGCUUGGGCAAUUUGUUACUGCUCAAUAAGAAACUUCAAUGAUAAUCAACUACCUUUUAAUUGGGACGAUAGAGAUAAUUUACCAACUUCCAAAAAGAUGGAAGAGGCUAGAAUUAAAACUUUUGGCACUUGGUGGCCUCAUGAUGGCAAGAAAGGUUGGGUUGGUACAGUUAAAAAGAUGGCUAAAGCGGGAUUUAUUUACUCUCCAACAAUCGGUUCUCUCGACAAUGUAACUUGUCAAUAUUGUGGUGUAGGGUUAGAAGGAUGGGAACAAAAAGAUGAUCCAACGACAAGAAAGCAGAUUGCAUCGGAAGUUAUAGAUGCGAAAAUUAAGGAAGAAGAAAUGGAACUAUCAGACAUGAUAAAUCAGCUUAAAUUGAACGAACCUUCUCUCGAUAGUUCUAAAAACAAUGAUGUGAAACAGGAACAAGUAAAUUCAGAAGUGAUAAACAAUAAUUGUGCUGAUGUUGAUGAUAAUAGUGGGCACGAAAUAGUAGUUCCAUAUACAGAUACCUCCGAAUCUUCGGUUCAAGUAGAUCCAAUUGUUACUGAGUCUGCCAAAGAAGUUGCCGAACCUUUACAUGAGCAGUUGGAGGAAAUACCAAUGGUCGAAGAUCACUACGAAAAUUUGAUGGAAGAGCAAAAUAGAAAAUCAUUAAUUCCAUAUGUAAGUACAUCCGUAUCUUCAGUUCAAGCAGAGCCAAUUGCCACUGAGUCUGCCAAGGAGAUUGAACAUUAUGAAAAUUCAAUGGAGGAGCAAAAUAGAGAAUCACAUUGUUCUAUUCAAGAACACGAACAAGUAAAUUCAGAAUUGAUUAACAAUUGUGCCGAUGUUGAUGAUAAUAAUAGUCGCGAAACAGUAAUUCCAUAUACAAGUGCCCCCGUAUCUUCGGUCCAAGCAGAGCCAACUACCACUGAGUCUUUCAAUGAGAUUACCGAAUCUUUACAUGUACAGUUAGAGAAUACACAAAUUGUUGAAGAUCAUUGUGAAAACUCAUUGGAGGAGCAAGAUAGGAAAUCACAUUGUUUUAUUCAGAAUCGUGAACAAGUAAAUUCAGAAUUUAUUAACAAUAGUUGUGCGGACGUUGAUGAUAAUAGUAGACGCGAAACAGUAAUUCCAUACACAAGUGCCUUCGUAUCUUCAGUUCAAGCAGAACCAAUUAUUACCGCAUCUGCCAAGGAAAUUACCGAACCUUUACAUGAGCAAUUAGAGGAAACACCAAUGAUUGAAGAUCAUUAUGAAAGCUUUAGGGAUGUUCAAAAUAGAAAUUCAUGUUUUAUUCAGAAACAUGAACAAAUAAAUUCUGACAAUAAUUGUGCCGACGCCGAUGAUAAUAGUGGUCGCGAAAUUGUAAUUCCAUAUACAAGUGCUCCCGUAUCUUCGGUUCAAACAGAGCCAACUACCACCGAGUCUACCAAAGAGCUUACUGAAUCUUUGUAUGAGCGGUUUGGGAAACCACCAAUUUUUGAAUACAAUUUCGAAAAUUUAAUGGAGGAGCAAAAUAGAAAAUCAUAUUUUUUUAUUCAGAAACAUGAACAAAUAAAUUCAGAAUUGAUUAACAAUAAUUAUACCGAUGUUGAUGAUAAUAGUAGGCACAUUGUAGUUCCAUACACAAGUGCCCCUAUAUCUUUGGUUCAAGCAGAGCCAAUUACCACUGAGUCUACCAAGGAGAUUACCGAAUCUUUAUAUGAGCGGUUGGAGAAGACACCAAUUUUUGAUUAUCAUUUCGAGAAUCUAAUGGAGCAAAAUAGAAAAUCAUAUUGUUUUAUUCAUAAAUAUGAGCAAAUAAAUUCAGAAUUGAUUAACAAUAAUUGUAUCGAUGUUGAUAAUAAUAGUAGGCACGAUAUAGUAAUUCCACACACAAGUGUCCCCAUAUCUUCGGUUCCAAUUACCACUGAAUCUACCAGCGAGGUUACCGGAUCUUUAUACGAACGGUUGGAGAAAACACCGAUUGUUGAAGAUCAUGAAAAUUUAAUGGAAGAUCAAUUAGCAAAGACAUUAACUGUUGAGAAUUACCUAAAAGAUUUAACAGAACAACAAGAGAGGAUACUAGCAGAGAAGACUAAUCAAUUAUUAGACGCUAUCUUAGAAAUUAAAAGGAGGGCAAAAAAUGCAAUCAUGACUAUACCUGUUAAAUAG
This is a messenger RNA of Dentiscutata heterogama, 4470 nucleotides long. Lineage: Eukaryota; Fungi; Glomeromycota; Glomeromycetes; Diversisporales; Gigasporaceae. The record is from the annotation of a GenBank genome assembly.